GUUUGAUCUCCAAAAGGUCACAACAAUAAACCACGUUUUGUUUUUUCAAAGUCUAGUACUCUACUCUAUACUAUAAAUAAUCACUGUUCCUGUCACCCUGGCCGUUUACUGAGGAGGAGGGUGAUGGUUGCUAGGGAAGUGUUAACCUAGCAACAUCUGAAUACAGAACGCUAUGGUGUGUGACUGAGGAACUUGCUAACAUUAAAACUUCAGACUGGGGCCAACUCAUGGGAGACCUACAAGCUGUGACAUCCAGGUAUGAGACGAAGGACAUCCAAAUAUUAGACUGAAAUAACCGUAGUACCUCUUCCAUGCUGCGCAUUUCCUAUUGACACUUCGCAGAGAUAGUAAAAAUCUAAAAGAGAUAAUUAAGUGCAACCAUGGCUUCAGAAAUACCCAGCUAUACAGGAAUGGUCAGUGGGACCUAUACCUUCACCAGUUAUCCCAGGACUGUGAAAAAUCGCAACAAGUACCGGGGAAUCCAAUUACCUUUGGUUGAAGAAACUUACCAUUAUGGAAAUAUCAUGUAUGAUAGAAGAGUGGUGCGAGGGAAUACUUAUGCACAGCAUACAUUACCUGUGUCUGCUCAGCCAGAUCCUGUAGAGCUUCAGAGGCAACAAGAGGCGCAAAGAAGAGCUUUGUCAAAGAAACGAGCUAAAGAACUACUGCGACCAAGGACUCCAGAGCCAGUAGAGGGCAGAAAGCACAUUGAUGUACAGACAGAGUUAUAUCUGGAGGAGCUCAGUGACCGUGUAGAAGAGAAGGACAUGGCAUGCCAAACAGAUGCAUUUCUGGACAGACCACCCACACCACUCUUCAUCCCAGCAAAGACAGGUGCUGAUGUUGCUACUCAGAUACUGGAAGGAGAGCUCUUUGACUUUGACCUGGAAGUACAACCAAUACUAGAGGUUUUGACUGGCAAAACAAUUGAGCAAGCAUUGCUGGAAGUGAUGGAGGAGGAAGAGCUGGCCAACCUGAGAGAGCAGCAAGAAGCCUUUGAGGAGCUGCGUAAUGCAGAACUGGCUGAGGCUCAACGUCUUGAAGAACAGGAGAGGCGGCGAAGAGAGGAAAAGGAACGACGCAAAAAGCAGCAACGGGAAAUGUUACUUAAGAUAAAAGAGACUUCGGAAAAGGUUGCAGCCAGAGCAUUUGCCCAACAAUAUCUUGCCGAUCUUGUACCGUCUGUAUUUAGCAGCCUUAAGGACAAUGGUUACUUCUAUGACCCUGUGGAAAGAGAUGUAGAAACAGGGUUCCUCCCAUGGUUGAUGCAAGAGGUUGAAAAGGUAUUAGAGAACAAAAAUCUUGGAAGAACAAUGCUUGACCAACUAAUUCGUGAAGCAGUCCAGUUACAAAUAGACAGUUUUGUGAAGAAACCACAAGAUCGUGUCUCUGCUGAGAAUUAGCAAGCUUCAACUGACCGGUAUUAAUGGGAAAAAGCAUUCUUUUUAAGCCCUUGUUAGAGACAUAUUGUUUUUGUCCUACGGAAGACGAUGCAUUGUUAAAUGUGUUUGUUGUUUUGAAAACAAAUGGUAAUAAAACUACAUUUAUGCUUGUAGAGACUUCUCCCUAAGAGCCAAUAAGCUAAAGCUCUCCUCUCUGAAGAGAUGAUCUCAGACUUCUCGUCAGUACUGGGAGGCCUUUGAAAUAAUUUUAUAAAGGCAAAUUUGUUUAUCUUAAGUUCUGAAUGUGAUGUUGCAAUAUAAUGCUCAAUAAAAGCCCCUAAACAUUUUGCACGA
Messenger RNA from Bombina bombina (fire-bellied toad), 1736 nucleotides. It is a transcript of the gene RSPH3, whose product is annotated as radial spoke head 3. Gene Ontology annotation, cellular component: cilium. The transcript is spliced from 10 exons. Lineage: Eukaryota; Metazoa; Chordata; Amphibia; Anura; Bombinatoridae. Bases 381 to 1403 code for a protein of 340 amino acids. The record is from RefSeq and is a predicted model, not a curated record.